UCUCAGGCUGCCCGUGUGGCCUUCCCCGAGGCCCCCCCAACCUCUCGGGCUGCCCGCUUGGCCUUCCCCGAGGCCCCCCAUCUUCCCAUGGGUGCUCUGGGCAGGGAGGAGGCCCAGCUGAAGCUGAGCCAGCUGCAGGAGAAGCUGGACAAGGAGGUGAGCCAGUACACCGCGGAGCUCCAGGUGGUGCAGAGGCAAAUGUGCCACUACGAGCAGCUGCACCAGUUCCUGGUGGCCAAGAACCAGGAGAGAUUUGUGGACCCGGAGGUGCAGGAGGCUCGGCGCAGGCGGGAGAGAGAGACAGCCGAGGGCCUCCGCAAGACCUCCCACGAGAAGGCCAUUCUGAAGUACCAGGAGGUGCUGGACAGGCUGACGGAGCUCACCGGCUUCAGUAACCCGGAGGACAUAUUCCGGAAGUACUUGGAAAACGAGGAAAAAAACUUUGCCGAGUUCAAUUUCAUCAAUGAGCAGAAUUCCGAGAUGGAGACCCUGAAGGAGGAGAUCCAGGAGGCCCAGGAGGCCCUGGAGAAGCUGUCCUUGGUGCAAAAAGAGGAGGAGACCGGCUUGAAGAAUCAGGAGCUACAGGCCAUGGAGGAGAUGAAGGUCUCCCUAUCUAACGAGGCCAUCGAGGUGGACUCCAAGUACCAGUCUCUGAACAACAUCCUAGGCCAGCUGAAGUCUGCCAUCCAGUCUUUGUUCUACAAGGCUAAGUGUGAUGACACGAAGCUCAAGGAGCUGCUGGGAGCCAGCCACAUGGGGGACAAGAUCGUCCAGCUUCUGCUCAGCCUCAUCGAGCAGCGAGUGAUGGACCUGCUGGCCGCCCAGGCCUUCCACGAAUUCUCGGAAUCUAGCACCUACAAUGCCCAGGCCACGGCCCUCAGGCUCCUGGGCCAGAGUGAGGAGAUGCCCCCCAAGAAACAAGUUCUGCCACAGCCCCCCACCAAUGUGGAAGAUCCUCUGGGUCUGGAGCAGAUAGACGACCGGCCCCUGACUCUGGAGGAGAUCAAAGCCCAGAUCAUGAAGUCGAUAAGGAACAAGGAACAGAGCAAGAGGGGAUCAGAAAAAAUCGGGUAAACCGAGGUUCAGCCUCCAGACUAAGGCUCGGGCCUCCCUCUGCCUGGAGAUCCUGUCCUCUCUGGCCUCCCAGCUCUCUCCUGCACCUUCCCUGGGGCUUCUCAGCAUUCUGCCUCUGCUUCUUCAGCCCUGCAGGCCCUGAUGUGCCCAUCACUGUGAGCCUCGUGGUCUGCUGGCUGUCAUGCCUCCCCCUUUCGCUGGGUCUUUGCCUCCUCCCAUCCCUUCCAAAGGGCAGAGGAGCCCACGUGGCCUAGAAGGGGUGGAGAGGGGCGAGGUGGGUCCAGGGAUGCUGUGACCUCCGAGAAUAAAUGUGUCUUGUCCCAGAAGGGCUGGUAAGAUGGCUGUCCCGUCAGCUUUGAUUUACUUUCGGUCCAAUUGUUAUUGUUGAGUACCUACCGUAUGGCAGCCUAUGGGCUAGGAACUGGGUGCAGAUGUUUUAUUUUAUUUUAUUUUGACAAUGGGGUUAAGUGACUUGCCCAG
Molecule: messenger RNA, 1554 nt
Organism: Gracilinanus agilis (Agile Gracile Mouse Opossum)
Lineage: Eukaryota; Metazoa; Chordata; Mammalia; Didelphimorphia; Didelphidae
Product: outer dynein arm-docking complex subunit 1-like
Exons: 8
Coding region: 88-1074 (328 amino acids)
Biological process (GO): cilium movement; outer dynein arm assembly
Cellular component (GO): axoneme
Source: RefSeq, a predicted model, not a curated record